This is a messenger RNA of Stegodyphus dumicola, 7655 nucleotides long. RefSeq lists its product as uncharacterized. NCBI's taxonomy places the organism in Eukaryota, Metazoa, Arthropoda, Arachnida, Araneae, Eresidae. The record is from RefSeq and is a predicted model, not a curated record. Gene Ontology annotation, molecular function: protein binding. Gene Ontology annotation, biological process: signal transduction. Gene Ontology annotation, cellular component: cytoskeleton.
AACAUUUAUUUUGAAGUUUGCCAAAAGGACUGUUGGCCUCGAAAUGGGAUUACGCGUCGAAUCACUAUAAACCUGUCGUUUCACUUUUCAUUCGAGUGUGUUGCCAUUCCGCAAAAUGUGAUGAUUUGUUUUACACCAUGAGUUGUUCUAAAUGUUGACGAGAGUUUCAAAGCACUCACAUGGACUGAGUUCACAUGUACUGGGAGUUCGUGACUGUUUUCUUGCAUUUCUUGCAUGAAGAGUUUAUGAAGAUGAGGGCUACCGCUCCUCGUUUUCUCAGAAGAUAGAAAAGGAAUAAACGAGAUUUCCACUGCGGAGAAGAAGAUAAAAGGUCCUUAAAUGAUAUAUCCAACCACCUGGUGAAAAGUUCCACAGCCUCGAACCAGAUGGCAGCAUUGGCGAAACUGGUUGCCACCUCCCCUUUUCUCUCUCUGGAUGUUUUCUCUUCCACGUGCCUCAACUGGCGACCAGAGAUCUGACUUCACAAAGUGGAUGGCGGCGGGCUUCGGCGCCCCAUUCUGCUGCAGUUCCUCUCCUCUGCUGAAAUGUUUCGUUCCACGGCGAGGAAGAAUUCAAUCUUCGAUGAUAUGUUUUUUUGGCUGUGUUCCGUGCGACUGCUAUCGCUCUCUCUUUGCUUCGAUUCAACCGGAUAACUGCAGACCGGUUCUUUGAGCUGUGCGAAACGAGUUAACCAUGUCUCGGAUCUGAGUUUUUAUUUUGUGUGUGCGAUCCUUUGCAAGAGAAAUCCCACCGUUAUCCACAAUUGUUACUUCUUUAUUUCUCAAGGAUGUGAAAAAUUGUUGUUAACAGCUUGUUGUGCAUACGUGAUAAGUGAUGGCAUAUCUAACAGCAAAAAUGUGCUUAAUUGAUCUGAUGUGCGAUUUUUUCUGUACCUUAAACCGCGUCCUCAUUAGCUCUUCGUAACCUGUGGCGAUGCAGUUUUGUGGAUUAUCAAUACCAAGUAUCGGAUUGCUCCAGUCAUAUAUAUCCGGAUAUUGCUGUAUAUUUUAGACCACUGUAUUAUUCGGUGAUGGAUACCAAUCGUGUGUCAUUGUUGUCACUCAAGUUACCAGUGGUGGCGUUCUAGUUGGUAACAACAGGUUGGUGAUGAUAUACAGUGCAGCUUUAAUUUGGAAAUCUUUGCAAUAUCCUGUUUCUAUAUUCGUCUCAGAAAAGGGGUGAUCCGAGGUGUCUGCUUCGUUUCCUAGAAAACGGAUUUCCAAAGCUAGUUUAUUGUGGUUUUUGCCGCGCUCGAAUCAUCACACCUGUACAGCUUGGCACAGACCAAACGCCCUCAUGGAUGUGGAGGUAGUGAAGUACCUGUCUGAACUCAACCAGAAAAUUAGGAAAGGGUGUACCGCCCAUAUAACCAGAACGGGAAGGUUGUAUUAUAUGAACCAUGAAACAAAGACAUCGUCAUGGCUGCCUCCCGUGGAAUCCUGGGAUUCUGGAGGUUUGGGGUUGCCGUAUGGCUGGGAAGCUGCUUUUGACAGAGACGGAAAGACGUACUUCAUCAAUCAUGUGAACAAGACUACCACAAAUGAGGAUCCGAGAAAGGAUUCCGACGAGGAGCCUCCGCAACCACGUGACGUGGAGCUCAUUAGGGACCCCCAGAAAGGGUUUGGGUUCGUUGCCGGAAGUGAGAAGCCAGUCAUCGUAAGGUUCGUUACUGAAGGUGGUCCCAGCGAAGGUAAACUCCUCCCAGGAGACCAGAUCCUCCAGAUAAAUGGUGAAGACGUCAUGAAGUCUCCUAGGGAAAGGGUCAUCGAAUUAGUCAGGUCUUGUAAACAUUCGGUGAAACUUCAGGUGUGCCAACCAAUCACAAAUAAUACAACCAGAAAAUCAGCUCUUCUAACGGCUGCAAAAAAAGCUAAAUUAAAAUCGAAUCCUUCCAGAGUGAGGUUUGCGGAAGGUGUCGUUAUCAAUGGUUCUCCUCUCUAUUGUCCGUCCCCUUUUGAUUCUCACGUACCUUUUAUGCCUAAUGUUUUAAAAGUAUUUCUAGAAAAUGGUCAAACCAAGUCUUUCAAGUACGACAGUACGACUACAGUACAAGAUGUACUAAAUGUUCUCCAAGAGAAGCUGUCCAUCACUUGCCUGGAACAUUUCUCGCUGGUCGUAGAACAUAUAAAAUCUGUCCGCAGGAACAAGCUUUCUAUCCUCAGCCCCAAAGACACACUCGCAAAGAUCGCGGCGAGGCCCGGCGCCCACCACCUUCGAUGCCUUUUCCGUCUCACCUUCUUACCCAAAGACAUAUACGACCUCAUGCAGAGGGAUUCCGUGGCUUUCGACUACCUCUUCGUACAGUGCUGCAAUGAUGUCGUAAAGGAAAGAUUUGCACCUGAGUUGAAGUACGAUGUAGCCUUGAGGCUGGCUGCAUUGCACCUGCAGCAGCAUGCUGUCACCAGCGGAAUACAAGGCAAAAUGGUCGUCAAGGCCAUCGAGCGAGAAUACGGCCUCGAGAAAUUCGUUCCUAUGUCAUUGCUGGAGACGAUGAAAAGGAAAGAGUUGCUCAAGUUGCUGAAUCAGUUGAUGAAGCAGAACCAGGCCUUGAGUGGCCCCGGACAGAAACAGCUGACUGCCACCCAAGCCAAAUUUCAUUAUCUGAAAAUAGUCAGCGAACUGCCCAGCUAUGGCGCAAAGUCUUUCCCAACUUGCACCAAAAAUUCAGCCAUGGAGGUCGCCAUUUUGGUAGGGCCCAGAAUUGGCAUCAGUCAGAUCAGCACCAUUCGAAACAUAGCGCCCAUCAAUCUUGCUCAGUUUGGAGAACUGGAGAGUGUGGAAGUGACGCGAGAGGAUGACUUCUCUUAUAGAAUCAGGAUAAGGCUCCGGCAUCCGGAAAAAGAGUGCCUAAAUAUCCUGAUGGAGGACAGGGAAACGGAGGAGUUCGUUCUGGUUCUAGAAAGGUAUUACAGUCAGUUGAUAGGAAUGGAACUUCCGGUCGAUUGGGAAAACAGGGAUCCAGAACCUGUGGAAAGAGUUCCAAGCUACCACAGUCGACAUAUCGUACAGGAUGCUCCCUGGAAUUACUGCCCAUCAUCAUCACCUCAGAAACAACCUGAAGGAUUAACUACAGUCAAGACCAUUGAUCUUUCCAUACCACCACCUCCAUACAUACCAUGUGAGGAGAGACGAUUGUCCAGGAGUAAUUCAAGGGACCAGUUUAGCAUAGCAACCAGUCCAAGCUCCGUGGACCAUAAUAUGAAUGAGAUGCAGGCUUUGGUGGCUUCCAUAACGUCUCUGCCUAUGUGCCUCACCAACUCCCCGAAAGGCAGUUCUCAAAGUCUGAGUGACCAAUCAGAUGACAAACAUUCAUCAUCCUAUAUAGGUAGUGAAUGCAAAGAUUCACAGGCUAUAGCAGACAUAGCUUUUACCUCAGGUCAGAAUACAGACUUAGAAGAACGGACAGUGCAGAAAAUGUUACAGACGGAGGAUUGUCCUGAAAGAGCAUCCUUGCAGGACUUUGCUGAUAAACCUGACGCUGUAGCUGCCCAAUUACAGCAGCGGCAGACGUACGACUCAGCUGCUGGUAUUGACAUGCACAGUGUCAUGUCUAUGGAACUCCUGGAAGAAGAAAGCGAAGUGGAUGACGGCGAAAGCGUGAUGCAACGCAUCGAAAUCAAAAGUCACGACAUCAUCAGCAGGGUCACGGAAAUGAGCAAGAUUGUUAACGAUGCGCAGCUGUAUUUACAGAGCGACGGUAGCCGCAGCUGCGAAUCUGAUAGACACAGCUCAGGUGACCUGGGACUGAAAUCGAAUGAUUCGCUGCUGUUCAUCCCUCGUCACGGGACUUCAGAGGAAUAUAGUAGCUUAUUAACUCCUGGUAGCGACAUGAUGCCUUCAGAAAGCGAAACCGAGAGCACGCCAACGAAUAGCCCGACACACAACCAUAUGUUGGCUACGGAAGAUCCGGAGGAGAAUAUCAAGAAGAUGUGUUCGAGCUUUGGCUUGCACAGUCCGCAUCUUCUCAUGUCCUCGCUUCACCAGGAAUCUGAAGACAUAGAGGAACUGCUGCGGCAACUGCAGACGUCCACCAAUUUGCCCUUCGAAGGAAACACUUUGUGUCUGGAUCCCGAUAUCAUCGAUUUGACUAUCAUACCACCUCCUAAUCCGGAUGAUGUGGACUUUUGCUGUGUGACCCCUGAUGCCAUCGAUGACAACAAAUCCUUCCUCGAUCAGGAAACUGGCCAACGGAGAGAUUAUUAUGUCACGGAAUGUGAAGGCACAGCUUCCACGGAAAACAUAGAUCCGGAAGAAAAUGGAAUUGUGUUCUCAGCUUCACCUGCUACAACACCCACGGAGACUGUAGCCUCUUCGUCUCUCUCCAGUUAUGGCAUGACAGAAGCAUCGAGCAGCGAAACUCUGACUCCUGCUGAAGAUGAUCUUUCCGCUUAUAUCAUUCCCCCUCCACCGAGCUCAACGCGAGCCGUCGAAGAACAGAACCGAGUCUUGGCACGCUUUAGGCAAGCCGCCGAAGAAAUAAGGCGUAUGAUGGCCCACGGGAAUGACAACCUGUCUGGGUCUAAGUACUCAGAUACCAUGAAUUCUGUCAGCAAGUUCUGCACCAUUCCACGCAGACACGAGGAAGCCCACAGACCGUCAUUAUCCUCUUUGGCGUCACUUGUUACGCCCGUUCGAGAAACUCACGGAAAGAUUGGUUCAUCCAAUCCUUUUCCCAAUUCCAGCGACUCGACGUCUAAUGGUGGUGGCAGCCACACAAAGAAUCAUGCCAGCAUAGAUCAUCCGGUAAAUGGAUCCGUAGAAGAUUCCGAGAGUGAAGUAUCGUGGAGACCUCAGCCACCCCCUCGGGUGAAGAGGAACUCGAAUGCCGCAGAAAGUGUAGGCGAGCAUUCGAAUCUACACCAUAACGAACACACCAAAGUCAAUGGUUCAAACUCAGGGAAUCACAGUGAGAAUUUCUCAACUACAUCAUCCCACAGGAUAAGGGAUCAGACUAGUCAGAAUGGCUCUAGCACCAACGGAUAUUUUCAUCAAAAUGGUGAUGAUUUGCAGCAUUCAUCCAAUAAUCAUCAAACAUCAUUGUUAAAUGGAUACGGCAAUGGUCAAGCCAAUCACCAGUCCUAUUUGUACAAUGGAUUAUCUCAAAAAUUAGUGAAUGGUCAUGAUAGUGACUUUUAUGUCAAUGGUGAAUACAAUGGUUAUGAAUCUAGUGAGUUCCAACCUGUUCAGUCAGAUAGCCUCGUUGAAGAAUGCCAAGUCUGUGUGGGUAGUAAAAACGGCAUGGUGAACGGCUGUGUUUGCAAGAAAUUGAGUCGUUUUCUUAGCUACCAUCAAUCUUUGCCUCGGAAAACUAUGACUGCCCGACUCCAAACCGUAAAUGGUGGGACGUCAGAAAACGGUUUCGACAAAAUGAACGGCUCAGCCGUCUUCCAUUCUGCUCAACAAGAAAUAGCAGAAAUGAUCGAGAACUUGGACUUGGCCUGCAAAGCUCGACUCCAGGAAUGCUCUGAAUGCUUACCCAAAGUCAAACCUGGUGAUUCGAAACUGGCCAAAGUCCGGGACACUCUCAUUUUUGAAUCGAGACAAUUUGUGACUGCUUCUAAGCUGUUUGUAAAGAGUAUAACUGAAUCUUCCGACAAAAUGGAAGAAAAUUUAACAACGUGUUUAGCGCUGUUAGACCGUAUCUUUGCUGUUAGUGAAUUAGUUGUGAUGGAAAUGACAUUACCUUCCCAAAUUAACAGCCUAGUAGAGAAACUGAAAGAAAUGGCCGUAGCUUAUUCUAGAACUGUGCAAGCUGCUCAUUCUGCGGCAUCGGGUGAAAUACCGAAUUCUAACAUGGCGGGUCUAAUGCACCAAGCCACGUCUCUAGCCACUUCAUUAACGUUAUUUAUGAGAACUUUAAGAACUUUCAACGGUCCUUGAGAUUAGCGUCUAAGUCAUUUAAGUUUAUUUUUUAUGUUAGCUAAACAGUUUUAAUCUAUACAAUGGAACCCUAGGGCAUCACUUUUGGGAACAACACUUGCUCCCGGUAUGCAAUCUGUACAGAUAAAGCUCUGCAUUUCACGAGCAGCGGACUGAAUUUUACGUUCGUUCGCUCUUAUUUGAUUGGAAACUGUAUAGUAGCGAGUUUGCAAAGCGUUUUCUAUGUUAAUAUUUGCUUUGUGGAAAGCUUAAAGAGCACUAAAUUCUAGCCACCAGUACACAAAGGCAAAUUUUAACACGUUGUUUUUUAACAGCUGUGAAAUAUCAAUCACUGAAAGUUUAAAUGUAGUUCACAACAGAUUAUUGCUUUUACCAUUUAAGUUUAGAUAUCCUAAAAUGUUAAGUUUCCGGAAUUCAUUGACUUAACCCUUUGACUACGAAUUAAAAAAAGUUACCGCGUUUUCUAUCCAUGUGAACAAAAAUAAGGUACAUUUAGCAUUUUUUUGACAAACAGUUUUCAAGCCAAAAAUUGGGACCCAUAUGUCCCAGCCGUAGUUAAGGGUGGGAUACACAUGUCCCAUGCGUAGCGAUCGACUUACUAUAAGCACACCUACUAUUCUGGAAAACUUUAUUACAUGAAAUAGAUUUUACAUCGUAUGGUACAGGGUAAAGCAUUCUUUGCAUAACACAACACUACACACUGGGCAACUCAUAAUUGUUCUCUGUGUUCAUUUGUGUACAUCGAGCACAGCGGUAUCUUUAUUUUCCAACUGUUGGAAGAUGAUCCCCAACAUUUUGGAGAUUGUAAGUACUUUUUAACCCAGCAGUAAUUUUUGAACUUUUAGUGGGUUAUACACGCCCCGUUAGUAGUCAAAGGGUUAAAAGUCGGCUUUUUGUAUAAAUAUACAGAAAAUUAUUGAAUAAAAUAACCUAAACGGUGUUCCGGAUUCAAUUUUUAGAAAAUGGAAUAUAUUUUUUGCAUAUUUACAACAGAUAAAUGUUUCGAUUUAAGAAUAAAAAAUAAUGUCUGGCAUUAUUUUUUAUUACUUUGCAUACUCUGCAGCACCUCACUCUUUCGAUGAAAUUCGCAAUUACUACUUCUUCACAUAGCUGCUUGUUGAGGUUGGCUAAUGGUACAAUAAAUUUUCUCAUUAAGUUCUUUAUCAUAAAAUUAUGUGUUGUUACUGUUUGUAGGAUUCCAAGUUCGAAUUUUUUUUGGAACUUCCAAUACUACUGUCACGCACAAAAGCGAUGUUUUCAACAGACCAGCCGGAUCGAGAUCGGAUCAUCUGGAUAGGAUUUAAUGGAUACUGUCGAACCUAGACCUCGAAUUUCUUAAUCAGUCUGCGAAUUGUUGUUUUCGUUAAUCAGUCUGCGAAAUGUUGUUCAAAGUCUGCGAAUUGAUGCAUGUUCACGUCCAAAGACUCCACGAAACUUUUUAACAGUUUAAAUGUGAGUGAGUUUUCACAUUUAAAACUCACUGCUCCUUUGCUUAGUGCUAAGCUGAAAAUAAGCUGCGAAAUGAGCUGAUAAGAUUAAAAUACCAAUGUUGUCAGGUCAAAUGAAACUCAUAAAAAUAUUUUCCAUUUUCUAAAAAUAAAGUAUUUUUAGGGCAUAUUAAAUCUGGCACGGGACAAUGUAUAAUUUUGCCAUCUGUAACUACAAUUUUCUCUCUUAACAAAAAAAUGCUUACGUCGUUAAAUUUUAUAAUACAUGCAAAUCUAUUUCGAGAGUUUAUGUGUGUUAAAAUAAUAAAGUUAAAAUAAUAUGAUAAA